AUGGUUGAGCUUAAAAAAAGAACUAUCAAAUCUUUAACUAAUCUGGAUACAAAUAAAAGCAAAGAUAAGGAUAAGGACAAGCCGAUAACACAACAAAGACUCACCUUGCGAGUACUAUCUCGUAUUGUGGUUAUAACAGCUUUAUUGAUUGUAGUAUAUUUUACAUCGAAAGAUGAUAAGUUACGAAUUUUUGCAAGUCAAAGUGAAAAAUUGUUAUCUGGAAAAGUACAAACUUUACAAUGUUCCCCUGAGUACAUGAAAGAAAUUAAUGUUUAUGAAGGCUGUUUUCCUAAGAAAUGUAAAAGGUUUGUCACAGAUACUGUUGUGUCAUCCCUCGAAGUAGACAAUUUAUUGUUCAUUGCAAAAAAGGGCCUGAAAUAUGGUCGGUCAUUGGGUGGAGCUUCAAUUAUUGAUUUACACAGCGGUGCUAUGUCAAAAGGGCAAUUUUUUAUUAAUAUUUAUGAGUCUCCAAAUAUGAAAAAACUAUUUACUGAGGAUGACUUCAACUUGUACCGGGGUGUUAAAGAGAAAGUAAGGCACACUAUUGCAAAUAAUUUUGGUGUUGAUGUAGACAAGAUAUAUUUAACAAAACCCACAUUUAUAUCUGAAAUAACGUCAAAAAAUGCAGUUACAAAACAUGAUGAAUAUUGGCAUUCUCAUGUGGACAAAGAAACCUACUCUUCUUUUCACUAUACUAGCCUAUUGUAUUUGAAUGAUUAUAAUGUAGAUUUUGAAGGAGGGAGAUUUGUGUUCCUAGAUGAUAAAUAUAACACAACUAUUGAACCAAGAAAAGGAAGGCUCAGUAUUUUUACUAGUGGACAUGAGAAUUUACAUUUUGUUGAAAGGGUAACAUCUGGUGUGAGAUAUGCUAUGACAAUUGCAUUUACUUGUGAUAAACAGCAAUCAAUUGAAGACCCAAACAUUGACAAAUACAUUCCGUAA
Messenger RNA from Leptosia nina, 942 nucleotides. NCBI's taxonomy places the organism in Eukaryota, Metazoa, Arthropoda, Insecta, Lepidoptera, Pieridae. The record is from the annotation of a GenBank genome assembly.